UACAUGGAUUCAUCACAGCUGCAUGCAGUCUUAUUUCGUAGCCUAAUUUUGCAUAAAGAACACAAACUAUUAUGAUCGUAAGUCCAAGCCUUUCUAAUUAAAACGUUUUCGAAGCAAAGUUCAAAGGGAUAAAAAUGUUCGGGAAGAAACGAAUGAAGGUCCUUUCAAUUUCCCAGUUGGCGAUGGCGGCCAUCUUCCUCACGAUUGGUAUGGUGGAUCGAUAUAAAGUAGGAUACAAAACCAGCCUAACGUAUAUGCCAUGUUGGAUAUCUAGCUUGGUUCUCGCGACUGGCACCAUGGGACUUGCUGUAAUCCGCGCUCCAAUCCCAUCGUCCAUUCUGAUCGAUGCGCUGUGGUCAGUUAGCGUGGCUUGCAUCGUACUAUCUGCGAUAGCAGUUUACAGCUAUCAUCGGGGUCUGAUCCAUUGCCUGAUUAACACCUACCGAUGGGAAAGUUAUGAUUUCGUGGUAGAGGGGACAACUACCUUCCUGACUGAUAAGGAGAAGCUGAUGGUUGCCAUAUCAUCUCUCCUCGUGGCGUUUUUCAUCUUGGAGAUCAUGCUCGCUGCUACACUUGUUAGAAGCACAACCCUUGCAAGCCUCCAGCCCUCAUCAGAGCACGAGCUGCAUUGUAUUCACCCACCAAGAGGAAGAUCCAAUACUAUUCAGACUGAGUGUGAGUCUUAGUCAUCGCGCCCGUUUGUAACAUGACACUAGAAUGAAAGAAAACCUUUGUCAACAUACAUCUUUUGACAAAUAAUAGCAAACUUUAAUUACAAAAUUGACAAUAGUAAAGAUAGUUUAAAACAAUGCAAAAAUUUAGUGUGCCUGCUGUUAAUAAAUAAAACUUUAAUUAUUAUUUGCUCAGACGACUUUUAAAUUUA
Pocillopora verrucosa is the source of this 883-nucleotide messenger RNA. RefSeq lists its product as uncharacterized. NCBI's taxonomy places the organism in Eukaryota, Metazoa, Cnidaria, Anthozoa, Scleractinia, Pocilloporidae. The record is from RefSeq and is a predicted model, not a curated record.